UCCACACACCACACCACACACUCUAGACAAAUUAAACCACGAGGCUCGCUCUCCAUAAUCCAACGCCGUGUCGGCAAAGCUACUAUUAGUCAUCACUUCUCUCUGACGCUUGUCGUCACACUUUCUUUUUUAAUUUAAUUUAUUCCCAAAGUCCAAACGGCGCGUUUUAAUCUCACCGUCGCCGGCAAAAAAAUGCGGAAGGAAAUAUCGCCGCCGGCGACCACCACCACCACCACCGCGAAACUCCUCGUCUACUUCGAGAAGAAGCCGCUAGUCGCCACAUUGCUAGCUCUCUCCCUCGUCAUGAUUAUCUGGAACCUUCCUCCUUACUACCACAGCCUCAUCUCCACCGCUCGUCCCUGCUCCGCCGCCUCCUCCUCUCCCAUCUCCCUCGCCACCACAACCGUACUCUCCUCCUCCUCCUCGCCUGAGAAUUUCACCACCUCUCUCGCCGCAGCUACACAGGUCGAUCCAACCCCCUCAGAUCCGAACAAACGCGUCUUCCAACCGUUCGGAAACGCGGCGGCGCUUUUCGUCCUCAUGGGAGCUUACCGCGGCGGACCAACGACGUUCGCCGUCGUCGGCCUCGCCUCGAAACCGAUCCACGUCUUCGGGAAGCCGUGGUUCAAGUGCGAGUGGCUGUCCACCAACGGAACCUCCCUCCGAGCCAAAGCCGUCAAGAUCCUACCGGACUGGGGAUACGGGAGAGUCUACACCGUCGUCGUCGUCAACUGCACGUUCCCAUCCAACCCCAACUCCGACAACUCCGGAGGCAAGCUCAUGCUCAACGCCUACUACGACGAAUCCCCCAAGCUCUUCGAAAGGUUCGCAACUCUGGAAGAACCCGCCGGAUCUUACUCGCCGCCGCCGCAGCACCACCGUUACGACUACCUCUACUGCGGCUCAUCGCUGUACGGCAACGUGAGCUCGUCGCGCAUGAGGGAGUGGAUGGCGUACCACGCCUGGUUCUUCGGAGACAGAUCGCAUUUCGUUUUCCACGACGCCGGCGGUGUUUCGCCGGAGGUCAGGGCGGUUCUCGAGCCGUGGAUCCGUGCCGGGAGGGUGACGGUUCAGGACAUUAGGGAUCAGGCUAAGUACGAUGGGUACUACUAUAACCAGUUCUUGAUCGUUAAUGAUUGUUUGCAUCGGUAUCGCCACGCUGCGGAUUGGACAUUCUUCUUUGAUGUCGAUGAGUACAUUUAUUUGCCUGAUGGGAACACGCUUGAGUCUGUUCUCAAAGAGUUCUCGGGGUACACUCAGUUCACGAUUGAGCAGAACCCGAUGUCUAGUGUUCUUUGCUUAAACGACUCGACUCAAGAUUAUCCCAGGCAAUGGGGAUUUGAGAAGAUGUUAUUCAGGGAAUCAAGAACAAACGUAAGACGUGACAGGAAAUACGCGAUCCAAGCCAAGAACGCGUUUGCUACAGGAGUUCACAUGUCUGAAAACGUCGUAGGCAAAACGCUACACAAGACGGAGACGAAGAUCCGUUAUUACCAUUACCACAACACUAUAACGGUGCACGAGGAGCUUUGCAGAGAGAUGUUGCCUGUUUCGGCCAAGGACAGCGUGACAUUGUACAAGAAGCUUCCGUAUGUGUAUGACGAGAAGAUGAAGAAGCUAGUUAACAGGGUUAAAGAGUUUGAGGAGAAGAAACUUGGGGCGGAAACUGUGAAGAAUUUCUCAUGACCAGACAUGACUUUGAUCCCCUCUUGUAAGCGUUUUGUCGAUAUAAGGUAUAGUUGUUUCCGUUGUAUCAUCAUUUUUCGUUUCUUGUUUGUCCUCUGUUACUAUUCCAUUAAUAACUUUUUAUAUAA
This is a messenger RNA of Raphanus sativus (radish), 1814 nucleotides long. RefSeq names its product galactan beta-1,4-galactosyltransferase GALS1. The record is from RefSeq and is a predicted model, not a curated record. The coding region runs from base 193 to 1686 and encodes 497 amino acids. Lineage: Eukaryota; Viridiplantae; Streptophyta; Magnoliopsida; Brassicales; Brassicaceae. The transcript is spliced from 2 exons.